UUUCAGAAUUUUUGAGCUAUGUCGACGCUCCAGCCCGUGAAUCCGAAGCCGUUUCUCAACUCCCUGACUGGUAAACCGAUUGUGUGCAAGUUAAAGUGGGGUAUGGAAUAUAAAGGUAUCCUCGUGGCAGUGGAUGGAUAUAUGAAUUUGCAAAUGGCUAAUGCGGAGGAGUAUAUUGACGGAAAUAACACUGGAAAUUUAGGCGAAAUUCUGAUCAGGUGCAACAAUGUUCUUUAUGUGGGAGGUGUCGAUGCUGAGGCUGAAUCAUGAUAUCUUGCAACUUCGUUGUAUCUUUGUUUUGUUUUGUAUUUUGUUAUGUGAU
Messenger RNA from Cylicocyclus nassatus, 322 nucleotides. The record is from the annotation of a GenBank genome assembly. NCBI's taxonomy places the organism in Eukaryota, Metazoa, Nematoda, Chromadorea, Rhabditida, Strongylidae.